CACGUGCUGUAGAAAACUGUACACGUGUUUUCCUCCUCAUUCGGCAAUCUCACUUUCUUCUCCACAGGGCGAGUUUCUCCUACAGUCUUGGCCGAUACUGACGAAACUCUCAGGCUCGGAGUCCGUACAUCUUAGGGUUUUUUUGGGUCCUGAUCGUCGAUUGCAGUCAUGUACAGAAGCGCAGCUUUACGCCUUAGGGCUCUCAAGGGCCGUACCUAUAAUAGAGGAUUUGCCAGAUUUUCUAGUUCGACUGCUGUUGCAACAAAGCCAUCAUCAUCCUCUUUGGGAGGUCUAUUUGGCUGGUUGACUGGAGAACGGUCAAGUUCUUUACCUCCUCUAGACUUUCCGCUCACAGGUGUCAGCCUCCCACCUACUUUGCCAGACCAUAUUCAACCAGAUUCUACCAGUAUUACAACUCUCCCUAAUGGCGUUAAAAUAGCUUCUCAAACAUCAGCAACUCCAGCAGCCUCAAUAGGGUUAUAUGUUGAUUGUGGUUCAAUCUAUGAGACACCAGUAUCAUUGGGGGCCUCGCAUUUGCUGGAGCGUAUGGCCUUCAAGAGUACAAGAAAUAGGAGCCACUUACGCAUUGUGAGGGAAGUUGAGGCAAUAGGUGGAAAUGUGCAAGCCUCGGCUUCUAGGGAGCAGAUGGGUUAUACCUAUGAUGCACUAAAGACUUAUGUUCCUGAAAUGGUAGAGCUUCUUGUCGACUGUGUUAGAAAUCCCGUUUUCCUUGAUUGGGAGGUCAAUGAACAGCUUCACAAGGUGAAAGCUGAGAUAAGCGAAGCUUCCAACAACCCAGAAGCUUUGGUUUUGGAAGCAAUUCACUCUGCUGGUUAUUCUGGUGCUUUGGGCAAUCCACUUCUAGCCCCAGAAUCUGCCAUAAACAGAUUGGAUGGUGCAAUUUUGGAGGAAUUUGUUGCUGAAAAUUAUACUGCUCCACGGAUGGUUCUCGCAGCUUAUGGCGUUGAUCAUAAGGAGUUGGUAUCCAUUGCUGAACCACUUUUAUCUGAUUUACCCAGUGUUCCUCGUCCUCAGGAGCCCAAAUCUGUAUAUACCGGGGGUGACUAUCGCUGUCAUGGCGAUUUAGGGAGAACACAUUUCGCUCUUGCAUUUGAGCUUCCUGGUGGCUGGCAUAAGGAGAAGGAAGCUAUGACUUUAACCGUUCUUCAGAUGCUUUUGGGAGGUGGUGGAUCUUUCUCAGCAGGGGGACCUGGAAAGGGGAUGUACUCACGGCUAUAUCUUCGUGUCUUGAAUGAGCAUCCGCAGUUUCACUCUAUUUCAGCUUUCAAUAACAUCUACAAUAAUACUGGCAUUUUUGGUAUCCAAGCUACAAUUGGUUCUGAUUUUGUGGCUAAAGCGGUUGAUAUAGUGGCUAAUGAGCUUCUUGCAGUUGCAACACCUGGAGAAGUUGAUCAAGCACAGCUAGAUCGUGCUAAAAAGUCUACAAAGUCUGCCAUUCUGAUGAAUUUGGAAUCUAGAAUGAUUGCUUCAGAAGAUAUUGGGAGACAAGUUCUGACUUAUGGAAAGAGGAUGGAAGUGGACCAUUUUCUGAAGGCUGUGGAUGGGAUUACUGUAAAAGAUAUUGCUUUAACUGCCCAAAAGCUGCUGUCUUCUCCUCUCACAAUGGCAUCAUAUGGGGAUGUCAUUAAUGUCCCAAGCUAUGAUUCGGUCAGCAGCAAGUUCCAUUCAAAGUGAAAAUUUUCUUUUACAUAUAUGGUGAACUCGACUGGUACCUGAUCUGUUGUUUUGAGUGUUUGAAAUAUGCAUAUCAUCAAGCUCUUAUACUUCCUAGUCCUUUUGAAAAUAAGGAGGUAUUUUGAUGCAUAAAAUCAAUAAACCAGUGAUAUUGAGCCAGAAGCACUUGAUAUGCCUGAUCUCUGCUGGUGGCAGAGAUGGACAGAAUAGGUUUCACUUCCUUGUUUAAUGGUGUAAUUGUUUAUUUCCUUGAAAUAAAGCUACAAUAUUUUUGGGUUAGGUAUACAAGUUGACCUGAAUCAUAUUCAAUCACCUCAAUGAGUUAUUUUUAUUUAA
This is a messenger RNA of Ziziphus jujuba (common jujube), 2031 nucleotides long. Its product is annotated as mitochondrial-processing peptidase subunit alpha. Gene Ontology annotation, biological process: proteolysis. Gene Ontology annotation, cellular component: mitochondrion. The transcript has 13 exons. NCBI's taxonomy places the organism in Eukaryota, Viridiplantae, Streptophyta, Magnoliopsida, Rosales, Rhamnaceae. The record is from RefSeq and is a predicted model, not a curated record. Bases 169 to 1695 code for a protein of 508 amino acids. Gene Ontology annotation, molecular function: metal ion binding; metalloendopeptidase activity.